Messenger RNA from Asparagus officinalis (garden asparagus), 3017 nucleotides. Its product is annotated as probable monofunctional riboflavin biosynthesis protein RIBA 3, chloroplastic. Gene Ontology annotation, biological process: riboflavin biosynthetic process. Lineage: Eukaryota; Viridiplantae; Streptophyta; Magnoliopsida; Asparagales; Asparagaceae. The record is from RefSeq and is a predicted model, not a curated record. The transcript is spliced from 7 exons. Gene Ontology annotation, cellular component: cytosol. The coding region runs from base 1225 to 2829 and encodes 534 amino acids. Gene Ontology annotation, molecular function: GTP cyclohydrolase II activity; 3,4-dihydroxy-2-butanone-4-phosphate synthase activity.
GAACUUUGUUCUCCUUUAUCUUUCAGAUUCUUUAGUUUUCGCUAUGAAUGAUGACUGAACUAGUAAAAAUGACCGAUGUAGAUUAUUGCACUAAGUUUUCGGGGGAAAAUACAUGUUUAAAUACCCUUUAAUCCUAAGGAUUUUAAUCUUACAUUCCAUUUUUCAAUACAUCUAAAAAAAUCCAAGGGAAAUGACAUAUUUGGAUGUCCGCCAUAACCGAGACUCAUGGAUUGCAAUUCAAAGAUAGAGCAAUCAUUUGGAUUAGAAACAGGCGGGCCAAUGCGUCCUUUUAUGCAGAGGAUUUAUCUUGGGUAUUCAACUAUUUUUUUGGGCAGAAAUUAAUGCUCUCUAUAGCAGUGUAUAGUAGAAGUAAUACUGCAUCCAAAUGAACAUUUUGGAUUGUAAUCCUAAGUACUUUCACCCAAAGGAACAUAGGUGCAACCCAAGUAUUCUCAUCUAGAACGAUAUCCAAAUUUUGAUUUACAUCCCAAAUAAAAAGUAGUAGGAAGGUAAGGAUGAUGGAGAAGAUUCGCUCCGUUCAAGAAGAUGGUCUUCUGCUGAAACUAGACCUCCUUUGGAGGAGACGGUAAUUUAUAGGUCCCUCCUUCGGCGAAUUUAAAUUAUCUUCCCACCACAUGAUCUAAAUUAGUUCUUAGUGAAGGUAAUUCAUGCUAAAUGACUCGUCUUCCCAGUGAAGCACUCAGGAUGCGAGGUUUAAAAAAUCUUCGGAAAUUAAAGAUAUUGGUAUGCUGAUAAAAUGCUUCUCUGGGUGUAUUUAUGCUUUUGUAACCAUGUUUCACGCCUCUGCUGUAUUUAUUUUCAUGUUUACUUAAUAAAAUAAUUACCAUUUUUCUUAUUUACUGCUUUACUAUAACAAAAUCCGGGUGUAAAAAGGAAGAUAUAUCUAUCUGCCGAAAUAUAUCUUAUAUUAAUUUGUUUACAGUCUGUAAUCUGCAUAAGUAGGAGCUUCAAUUUAUGUCUUCUAGCAGCUUACAAUUGGCAUAUGAUAACUCUUAUUUUUGAAAGAUAAAAGAUAAAGUUUUGUCAUGUGGUUGUGUUGUUUUCUUAUGACAUCCAGAAUAUGAGGUUAGGAUACUUCCACCUUCCACACAAGUAAACAGUGCCAGAACAGAAACAGAAGCAACUAAGCAAGUGAGAGAGGAUAGAUGAACAUGUAUAUAUAUUUUCUGAAGCAGUGGACUCUGUAUUUGGAUCUCCUUCUGAAUGGAUUGCUUUCUUCUGAGCUCCAACUUGUUGCCUCAUGCAAUUAUCAGCUCAAGAUGUAUCAGUUGCAGGCAAUCCUUUGUUUAUUUGCGCGGGUCUGGACUAAACAAUAAGAGAUGGUUAAGAUUUGGAACUUAUGCAAUUAGUCAAGGUGGAAUUGGGGGUGCAGAAUAUCUGGAUGGUUCUUCAAAAGAAGGAGAUAAUGGAUCUCUUUUCGGUGGUUUGGAUGGAUCAGAUGUGCCAUUUAGAACUCUAAGUGCUGAAAUAACUCAAGAAACAGUGGAUUUCUUUGUUAGUGAUGCAGAUGGAGACCCAGAUUGCCCUUCUGAAGGCUACUCCUCAGUUGACCAGGCCAUCAACACUUUACGCCAGGGGAAGUUUGUGAUUGUUGUAGAUGAUGAAAACGGCAAUCAUGAAGGAGACCUUAUCAUGGCAGCAACCCUUGUAACCCCUCAGGCCAUAGCUUUCAUGAUUAGGCAUGGUUCUGGAAUUGUAUCUGUAGGGAUGAAGGAAGAGGAUCUGGAGAGGCUCAAGAUUCCCAUGAUGUCCCCCAUUACGGAAAUUGAUGAUCUUCCUACCGGAGCUUCAACAGUGACAGUGGAUGCUAGAGUGGGUACAUCUACUGGAGUCUCAGCUGCAGACAGGGCAAAAACAAUCCUUGCUCUUUCUUCUCCAGAUUCUAAGCCAGGCGAUUUUAGAAGACCAGGUCAUGUUUUUCCUCUCAAGUAUAGGAAUGGGGGCGUAUUGGAGAGAGCUGGUCAUACUGAGGCAUCAGUGGAUUUAGUUGCCCUUGCUGGGUUGUGGCCUAUUGCCGUGCUUUCAACAGUGGUCGACACUGAGGAUGGCUCAAUGGCAAGUUUGUCUAUUUUGAAGAAAAUGGCAGAAGACUAUGAUUUACCUAUCGUCUCAAUAACUGAUUUGAUCAGGUACAGAAGGAAACGUGAAAAACUGGUCGAAAAGAUUGCUGUCUCCCGUUUGCCUACUAAAUGGGGUCUUUUUCAGGCUUAUUGUUAUCGUUCAAACUUAGAUGGCACCGAGCAUAUUGCUGUUGUAAAGGGAGAUAUUGGAGAUGGCCAGGAUGUUCUAGUGAGAGUGCACUCAGAAUGUCUGACCGGUGACAUUCUCGGAUCUGCUCGCUGUGACUGUGGAAAUCAACUAGAUUUAGCAAUGCAACUCAUCGAGAAAGCUGGUAGAGGUGUUCUUGUUUAUCUCCGGGGCCAUGAAGGCAGAGGCAUAGGAUUGGGUCACAAACUUCGUGCGUACAAUUUGCAGGAUCUAGGACAUGAUACCGUUGAAGCUAACCUUGAACUUGGCUUGGCUGUUGAUUCUCGUGAAUAUGGGAUUGGUGCUCAGAUUCUAAGGGACAUUGGCGUGCGCACUAUGAGACUGAUGACAAACAAUCCGGCAAAGUUCAUUGGACUCAAGGGUUAUGGUUUGGCUGUGAUUGGCAGAGUUCCUGUAAUAUCCCCUAUAACAGAGGAAAACAAGAGAUACUUGGAGACGAAGCGAACCAAGAUGGGACACAUGUACGGUUCAGAUUUGCCCGGAAACCUGUCCGGGUUCCUUGAACCAGAUGCCAAGAGCACAGAUUCAUCGGAGCAGUGAGAGGCCUAUGCUAAAUAUUGAAAGUAUCUUACAUUAGAUGAUUUUUAAGGUUUUCCUAUUUGUUCAGGGAUUGGCUUUAACAUUCUACAACAUUGAUGCAAAUGGUUGGCAAACAAUGAUAAAGCAAUUUUUACAUGUAUAGUUCAGAUAUUUGGGUUCUUAAUUACAUUUGUUGGUUGUUUGAUUAA